Molecule: messenger RNA, 1838 nt
Organism: Linepithema humile (Argentine ant)
Lineage: Eukaryota; Metazoa; Arthropoda; Insecta; Hymenoptera; Formicidae
Source: RefSeq, a predicted model, not a curated record
AAAUGGCAACCGAUAUCUUCAGCAUAGAACCCAAGAUAUGCACAGCAAAUAAUUUUCAAAAAGAGAAAUCUCUAACAAUUGCAAAAAUGACGGAAGAUGAAAAUGGCAUACAAAAUGAAAAUAAAGUCCAUACAAAGGUCGAAAAAUGGUUCAAUUUUAAGACAGAGUUGAAGUGGAUGAAUAUCAUACAUCUUUUUCUUUUACAUGGGGGUUGUCUGUAUUCGUUGUUUAAUUUUAGUUGGUCUGAAAAUUGGAAGACAACCGUUUGGAUAUUUAUCGUGGGUACAUUACAAGCAAUCGGUAUAAACGGUGGUAUUCAUCGUUUUUGGACUCACCGAGCUUAUAAAGCGAAGUGGCAGCUCAGAGUUAUAUUACUUAUUUUCUACUGCAUAGCUGGCCAGAAUAAUCCUUUUGAGUGGGUGCGAGAUCAUCGAGUACACCAUAAGUACACAGAUACAGACGCGGAUCCACACAAUAGCAACCGAGGAUUCUUUUUCUCUCAUGUCGGCUGGUUAAUGAUGAAAAAGCAUCCAGAGGUGAUACAAAAAGGUAGUCAGAUUAAUAUGACUGACGUAAUGGCGGAUCCCAUUUUCGUAUUCGGUCGCAAACAUUUCUUGAUAUUAAAGAUUGUUUUCGCUUUCUUGCUACCGAUUUCAAUACCCGUGUACGCAUGGAACGACAUCUGGUCCAGGGCCGUUAUGUCACAGAUUUUUCGUUACGUACUCGGUUUGAAUUUCACGUGGAGCGUUAACAGUGCAGCUCACUUGUUCGGUUCGAAGCCAUACGAUGCAGAAAUCAACCCGUCGGAGAACAGACUCGUGGCGUUUUUGGCGUGUGGCGAGGGUUGGCACAAUUAUCAUCAUGUGUUCCCAUGGGACUACAAGGCGGCUGAAUUAGGCGAUUAUAAAUUGAAUAUCACCACGAUGUACAUUGACCUAUUCGCGAAGAUCGGCUGGGCAUACGAUCUGAAGCAACCAUCAAAAGAGCUCGUGAAAACUGUUAUUACGAAAAGAGGAGACGGGAGUCAUUGGAGUAUUGUAUCGAAUGCAAACAAUAAAAUUGAGUAAUAAAGAUUAAUAAUUUUUCAGACGAUUCAUCUGCAUGUCACACGAUUAUGGUAACUUAGACAUUUAUGGAAAUUUUGAAAAUUCUGUGAAAAAAUACUGAAAAAUUUGUGUUCCACAUAAAUUGAAAAUAUUCAGUGAAUUAUUCACAGUUUUUAGUUCCAUUUAUAAUCUGCUUGCGGUGUAACAAACACAAUAUUUAAUCAUCAAAAUCUUGUUAACCGUAAUGAACACAAAAAGUUCCUUUUGAGAGUUAAAAGUUCUAGUAAUAUACCUUAUUUAAAAAAAAAGAAACUUUUCUAACACGUCGCAUAGUUAAGACAUGGUCAAGUACAUCAAAAUAGCCCUUUUUUACAACUUUGAUCUUAAAUUUCUCAAAAUUGUGACGUGAUGGAGCAUUUUUGAAACCGGCAUUGUAUUCAGCAUCAAAAAGACUAUAAAAGAAGAUAUCUCGCUUUCUUGAGUUUUUUUUCUGUUGUACUGUGUAAUGUCAACACCAUGCAAAGCAGCGAUUAAAUUUAUAUCUUAAUACAUUUGUAAUACAACAGUGAGGAAGGCCUGAUUACAGGUCGAAACGUCUGUUCUGAAUAUUCUGAUUUGAAAUAAAUACGCACGUUCAUCCAUAGGCGUUUUGCACCUCAAAUUUUUCAUUGUUUUAAAUUUACCUAGUUUUUAAAACUGAAAACGUAAAGAAAAGUUACGCUUUUUACCAAAAUAUCAUCGGGGAAAACCAGAGGUUUCCUCCAAUGGUAUUUUGGUGAAAAGAAUAACUUU